Messenger RNA from Penaeus vannamei (Pacific white shrimp), 1744 nucleotides. RefSeq names its product ankyrin repeat domain-containing protein 54. Gene Ontology annotation, molecular function: protein binding. Gene Ontology annotation, cellular component: cytoplasm; nucleus. The record is from RefSeq and is a predicted model, not a curated record. NCBI's taxonomy places the organism in Eukaryota, Metazoa, Arthropoda, Malacostraca, Decapoda, Penaeidae.
UUAAAAUUCGGCCUUUUAAUGUACGAAGACAUCUGUAAAUGCACGAAAGCUCGCUUACGCGACCCGCAGAUAACAAGGCGAUUGUUCGUGCUCGCGGCCGAGUGCGAACUCGGCUUGUUUGUGUGGCCGCCCUUCGCUGCUCCGAGGCCGAGCUCGAGGCACACUCUGCGGCGCAGGAUGGACUCAGGCAUUGACUCGACGGAGAGCAGCAACGGCAGCCUGGAGGAGGGCGGCGGCGCGGCACCGGACGUGGCCAUGGAGGGUGAGGCCGCCCCCAGCGAGGAGGCGAACGCUGGUGAGGCCGCGUCCUCCUGCGGCCAGCCUGGCCUCCCGCAGCCGCAGCCGACGGGGGAGGCCCCGCCCGCCGCCCUCGGGACGCAGGCCGCCGCGCCCUCCAACCUAAGGACUCUGGCCGCAGCCGUCGUAAGCUCAGCCGCGCCUGAGGCCAUGGAGAACCACAGCGGCAGCGCUGGCGAGGAGGCCCCUCGGGACAGCAGCACCCUGUUCAAAGUGCCGAAGACGGAGUUUCCUGAAGGGAGUCGGCUAAAACUCCACUUCCCCCUCUACGAGAGUGGCAAUGGUGUACAAGACGGGGAAGUAACAUCUUGUGAAUUGGAGCCUCCGUCUGGUUUAACUUUCGCCAAUGUCUCGCCUUCCAUGUGCUUGAGUCGUGGAUAUGAAGCCUAUUCUCAAGGGUAUGCAGUGCUUCCAUAUGAAAAUAACACCCUCCAGAAAAAAUUGAAAAACCUUCGGCUGAGAAUGAGACAACAGCAUUAUCAGAUACUGUCCAAUAAAGCAAAAGAGAGAAAACUUCGGAUUGCUGCUAGCUUGAAUAAUGUUGAAACAGUAGAGCAGCUUUUAAGGGAAGGCGUCAACCCAAAAGUUACAGAUGACAAGGAGAGAUCAGCCUUGCACAUUGCCGCCUCCAAAGGUUACACAGACAUAGCAAAACUGCUUCUACAACAUGGUGCUGAUCCAAAUCAGCGUGAUGGCGUAGGGAACACCCCACUUCACCUGGCUGCGUGUACGUCACAUAUCCCUACUGUGACCCUACUUCUGAAGGCAGGGACUGAUGUGAGACAGCCCGACAACCAGGGCUAUUCUCCACUCCAUCUUGCCCGCUCAAAACUCAAACUACUUCAGAGAGACAGCAAUUCUUCCUCACAAGAAAUAAAGAAGCAAGUGUACCAGGUUAUUGAAAUGAUGCAAACCUACUUGGAAUGCUCAGGGAAUGCGGAAGAGGCUGAAUUGCUCACGUCCUUCACCAGCCAGCUGUCUCUCUCAGACUCGCGCCAGCAGGUGGAAAGCGACCUUCAGGCUCUCCUGAACUCCUUGACGGACCUGAGUCUUGUCAAAUCUAAAGUGGCUUGAAAAGCUCAACAAGUUGCUCAUCUUCAUUUUUGGAUAAGGAUCUAGAAGGCUGAUUUAUUGCCUUGAAGCCACAAAAGGUAAUACAGGAAAAUGCUGACUGACCAGGAAAGAUAGGCAUACACUAACAUGCACAAAUUGUAUAACAGUACGAGUGGGAUUUUGGUUAUUAGUGUUUAAGAAUUUGAAUUGUUUUCAGACUUGUAUAUAUUUUUGUUAUAUGUAUGAUUAUAAUGCUUUUUUUUCUUAUUCUUCAAUGUAUAUGUUGGAUACCCAAAGUCUUGAAAAGUGAGGAAGUUACAGGAGAGUGAGUGAGUGUAUGUUUGUGUGUGUGUGUGUGUGCGUGUGUGUGUGGUGUGCGUGUGCGUGUGUGCGU